Molecule: messenger RNA, 4519 nt
Organism: Trichechus manatus latirostris (Florida manatee)
Lineage: Eukaryota; Metazoa; Chordata; Mammalia; Sirenia; Trichechidae
Gene: CCNB3
Product: cyclin B3
Exons: 12
Coding region: 254-4330 (1358 amino acids)
Biological process (GO): regulation of cyclin-dependent protein serine/threonine kinase activity; mitotic cell cycle phase transition
Cellular component (GO): nucleus; cytoplasm; cyclin-dependent protein kinase holoenzyme complex
Molecular function (GO): cyclin-dependent protein serine/threonine kinase regulator activity
Source: RefSeq, a predicted model, not a curated record
CUGUUAUUUCUGAGGCGGUUAUUCCGAGGCGGUUAUUUCUGAGGCGGUUAUUCUGAGGCGGUUAGUCGCCUCUGUCUCCGCCCCCCAUCUGUGUUGUUUGUUUUAUUGUUGUUGUUAGCUUGUUUUGUUUAUUUGUUUUGUUUUGAUUUUCACUUCCGACUGGUGGAGAGCUCCUUUCCAGUGCUUUUGUUCCAUUACAUCUAUGGCUUGUUAAAGCUGUGCCUUGGACAAGACGCUGCUGAGUCUGUAAGAAAUGCCAUCACCACUACCACCCCGAAGCUCCAAACCUGAGACUAAGAAAUCUAAGUCCAACAAAAUUAUGACCAGUGAUCAUGACAAAUCUGAAAAGAGGAGGGAGAAUUACCAAACAAAGAUGUCUCCAUCAUCACUUCAGGGAACACUCAAAAAGAGAUCAGCUUUUGAAGAUCUUACCAAUGCUUCUCAAAGUCAACCUGCCCAGCCCAAGAAGGAGGCCAAUAAGGAGUUUGUUAAUGGUGUUUCUAAGAAAAAAAACAGGAGCACACCUGCUCCUGAGUUGGCCAAAAACAAUGAGUUGAAUAUAAAAAGGCAUAAGCUGGAACCAUUACCAGUCAUAGCCUCUACCACCUCGGUAUCAAACAUUAUGGAGGAACCGUUCAUUCUCGAGAUAUCUACCAUCUCCAAAACACCCACUACUGAGGGGGCAUCUCUUUUCAAAAAGUUGUUAGUUUUAAAAGAGGAUCCCACUACUGAGGAGACAACCCUCACCAAGAGACCAUUAUUUUUUAAAAAGUGCACAAAUCAGGGGGAGAUGCCCCUCUUGAAAAAGUCAUUAUCCUUGCAUGAGGAGGCUGACAAUGAAGAUGAGUUUGUUAUGGUGCCAAUGACUUUAAGGAAGAAGCAUAAAACUGAAGAGGCAGCCAUCACCAAGAGGGCAUUAUCCUUAAAGAAGAAGAUAUGCACACAUCAGGGGAAGCAGUCUUUCUGGGAGGAGUUGUUGGCCUUGCAGGAGAGAAUCAACAUUGAAGAGGAGUCCUUCUUUAUGGAGCCAGUGAACUUUAUGAAGAAGCCUAAAACUGAGGAGGCAACCCCCACCAAGAAGCUGUUAUCUUUAAAAAAGAAGAAGCAUAACACUCAGGGGAAGAUGUCCUGCUUGAAGAAGCGACUAGUAUUGCAGAAGAUCACCUAUGAAGAGAAGUCACUCUUUAAGGAGCCAUUGUCCUUUAAGAAAAAGCCUACCGCUGAGGAAUUCCUCUUCCAGGACCCAUCUGCAUUACAAGAGAAGCACACCACUGAGGGGGACAUGUCCGUCUUGAAGAAGUCCUUGGUCUUACAAAAGACUCCCAUUGAGGAGGAGUCACUUUUUAAGGAGCCUUUGGCUUUUAAGAGGUGCACCGUUGAGGCAGCAACCCUCACCAUGAAACCAUCAUCUUUAAAGAAUAAGUGCACUACUCAAGGAAAGAUGUCCCACUUGAAGAAACCACUAAUACUGCAGAAGAUCAUCUCUGAAGAAAAGUCAGUCAUUGAGGAGCCAUUGUUUUUUAAGAACAAGCCUAUCAUUGAGGAGUCCCUUUUCCAGCAGCCAUCUGCAUUGCAAGAGAAGCAGACCACUCAGGGGGAAGGGUCCAUCUUGAAGAAGCCGUGGGCAUCCCAGGAGAAUAUUGAUAGUGAAAAUUUCUUUGUUAUGAAGCCAGAUUCCUUUAGGAAGAAACAUACCACCACGGAGGCAACCCCCACCAAGAAGCUGUUGUCGUUAAAAAAGAAAAAGUACACCACUCAGGGGAAGAUACCCAUCUGGCAAGAAUUGUUGGACUUGCAGGAUAUGUUUGUCAAAGAAAAGGAUUCCUUCUUUAUGGAGCUGAUGUUAUUUAGGAAGAAUCCCACAACUGAGGAGACAACCAUCACCAAGACACCAUCAUAUUUAAAGAAGAAACAAAUCACUCAGGGGAAGAUGUUCUUAAAGAAGCCACUAGUGUUGCACAAGACUGCCUCUGAAGAGGAGUCACUCUUUAAGAAGCCAUUGUCCUUUAAGAAAGAGCCUACAACUGAGGAGGAGUCCCUCUUCCAGGAUCCAUCUGCAUUGCAAGAGAAGCACACCUUUCUGGAGGAGGUGUCUCUCUCAGAGAAACAAUUGGCCUUGCAGGAGAAAACAACCAGUGAAGAAGAAUCAUAUAUUAAGGAACCAUCGACCUUGAAGGAGAAGCCAACCAUCGAGGAGGAAUUCCUCUUUCAGGAGCCAUUUUUAUUACAUGAGAAACUUAGCAACAAAAACGAGUCUCUCUUCCAGAAGGUUUUGUUCUUGCAGGAGAAGACUGCUAUCAAAGAGGAGUCCUUGAAGAAGCUGUUGGCCUUACAAGAGGAGAUCACCUCUGAAGAGGAGUUCCUAAUUAAGGAGCCAUUAGCUAUGGAGGAAAAGUCCACCAUGGUGGAGGAAUUUCUCUUCCACAAACCGUUAUCAUUACAAAAUAAUUCUACCAACAAAGAAGACUCACUCUUCCUGCAACCAGUGGCUUUGCCUGAGAAAACUGACACCAAAGAGAAAUCCUUCUUGCAGAAACUGUUGACCUUGCAGGAGAAAACCACCACUGAAGAGAUGUCCCUUUUUAAGACACCAUUGGACCUCAAGAAAGAGCCUUCUGAUGAGGUGGCAACAAGCAUAGAGAGGCAAUUAUCUUUAAAGAAGAAGCCCACUGCUCAGGGGGAAGUGUUUCUCUUAAAGAAUUGGUUGGUCUUACAAGAGAACACCACCAAUGACGAGAAGUCUUUUCCUAAGCAGCCAAAGGCCUUCCAAGAGAUACCCAGCAUUGAGAAGGAGGCCCUCUUCAAGGAGCCUUUGAUCUUGCAGGAUAAUCCCAGCAUUGAGGAGGCAAUCCUUAAGGAGCCCUUGGACUUGCAGGCGAAGCCCACUUUUGAGAAGGAAUCCCUACUCAAAGAGACCACUAUUUAUACAGAGGCUCACUUCAAGGAGCCCCUGACGUUACAGGAGAAGCCCAGCAUUGAGAAGGAAGCCCUCCUCAAGGAUCUCACUAUUGACAAAGAGGCUUACUUCAAAGAGCACUUGGCCUUGCAGGCGAAGCCCAGCAUUGAGAAGGUGGCCCUCUCCAAGAAGCCAUUGACCUUGCAGGAGAAGCCCAUCAUUGAGAAGGGGGCCCUCUUCAAGGAGGCUUUGGCCUUGCAGGAGAAGCCUGCUAUCAGUGAGGCAUUCUUUUCCAAGGACAUAUUAGCUUUGAAUGAGAAACCCACCACUGCGGAGGAGUUUUCCUUCAAGGAGUCUUUGCCCUUGCAAGAAAAUCCCACCACCAAGGAAGACAUCUUUCUCAAAGCACUCUUGACCUUCCAAGUUGAGACAAACCCACGUAUGUCCAGCACUGCCACUGAAUCCAGAACAGGCGAGUCCAGCACUGCCACCAUGUCCAGUGUGGGCAAGUCCAGUACUCCCAGCAAGUUCAGUGUGUGUGAAUCCAGUUCUAAUAAAUCUUUCUCACCUCAGGGCAAGAGAACACAGAAAGAGCAGAUGACCUCACUAGAGGAUAUUGACAAGGACCACAGUGAUCCAUUUUUCAACUCAAUAUAUGCCAAGGAUAUAUUCAGUUACAUGAAGGAGAGAGAGGAAAAAUUCAUACUUAAAAAAUACAUGAACAGACAAACUGACAUCAACAGUGACAUGAGGGCCAUUCUUGUGGACUGGUUGGUGGAGGUACAGAUGACCUUUGAGAUGAGUCAUGAGACGCUGUACUUGGCAGUGAAGCUUGUGGAUCACUACCUAAUGGAAGUAGUAUGCAAGAGGAACAAGCUACAACUCCUUGGUUCCACUGCCUUUCUGAUUGCAGCAAAAUUUGAGGAGACCUGCCCACCUUGUGUGGAUGACUUCCUGUACAUCUGUGAUGAUAUUUAUCAGCGAGAUGAGGUGCUUGCCAUGGAAAUCAGCAUCCUGAAAACCCUCAAAUUUGACAUCAACAUCCCCACCGCCUAUCAUUUUCUGCGCAGAUAUGCUAGGUGUGUUCAUGCCAACAUGAAGACCUUGACCUUAUCCCGCUUCAUCUGCGAAAUGACCCUGCAAGAAUAUGACUAUAUCCAGGAGAGGGCUUCCAAGCUAGCUGCUAGCUCCUUCCUCCUGGCCCUCUACAUGAAGAAGCUUGGACACUGGGCUCCUACCCUGGAAUAUUACAGUGGCUAUAAGACCUCUGAUCUUCACCCCUUGGUCAGACAGCUGAACAUCAUGCUGACUUUUCAGCCUUGUGACAGGCUCAAGACUGUGUAUUCCAAGUAUUCUCACCAGGUCUUCUUUGAAGUCACCAAAAUACCCCACUUGGACAUGUUGAAUCUGGAGGAGAUCUUGAACUACUACUGAUUCUGAGACUGAGAGUCUGGCACCCUGACAGCAGCCACCAGAGCCAGGCAGACACAUUAAUAGGCUGUAUUUAUUCUAUGCUUGAAUUUGUCUUUUGAUUACUUUUCCUUAUUUUCUUGUCUUUGUUUUUUCCCCAAACUGAUAAUGUUGUAAAUAUUUAAGUUUUUUAUGAAAGAGAAGAAAUUAUCG